Molecule: messenger RNA, 12011 nt
Organism: Schistosoma haematobium
Lineage: Eukaryota; Metazoa; Platyhelminthes; Trematoda; Strigeidida; Schistosomatidae
Product: DCN1-like protein 1, variant 2
Exons: 4
Coding region: 2797-3228 (143 amino acids)
Biological process (GO): positive regulation of ubiquitin-protein transferase activity; protein neddylation
Cellular component (GO): ubiquitin ligase complex
Molecular function (GO): ubiquitin conjugating enzyme binding; cullin family protein binding; ubiquitin-like protein binding
Source: RefSeq, a predicted model, not a curated record
GUCCUCCUGAACGUUUUGUUGAUGCAAAUAUAGUCGAUUUGGUUUUGCGUGGUGUGAUCCGGUGAAGUCCAUGUGGUUUUGUGUAUCCGUUUAUGUGGGAAUAUGGUGCCGCCUAUGACCAGCUUAUUGAAGGCACAUAGAUUUGCAAAUCUCUCACCAUUUUCGUUUCUUUCUCCAAGUCCGUGUCGUCCCAUGAUGUCUUCAUAUCCAGUGUUGUCCGUUCCAACCUUGGCAUUGAAAUCUCCCAUCAGAAUGGUCAGGUCCUUUGUUGGGCACUUCUCGAUGAUUGACUGCAGCCUAUUGUAGAAUUGAUCUUUAGCGUCUUCAUUGUAGUCGUUGGUAGGCGCAUAGCAUUGGAUGAUGUUCAUUGAAAUCCCCUCUUUCUUUGUUUUGAACGAGGCUUUGAUGAUCCUUGGUCCAUAAGAUUCCCAUCCUAUUAGCGCAUUUUGCGCUUGUUUGGACAGCAUCAAUGCAACUCCUUGUGUAUGUGGUGCAUUUUCUUCUUCAUGGCCGGAGUAUAACAGGAGCUCUCCUGUAGUUAGUCGUUGUUGUCCAACUUGUGUCCAAUGUGUUUCACUGAUCCCAAGUACCUCUAGGUUGUAUCUUCUCAUUUCUGCAGCAAUUUGGAAGGCUCUCCCGGUGUCCCACGUACGAACAUUCCAUGUACCUAAAUAAAUGGUCGCUCUGGUUGUCAGAAGGGGCAUCGGCCUCGUAACUUCCGAAGGAAUUCGGCUUUCAUCAUGAGGCGUCAUAAUUCUUCUAAAUGAAGACCUUCUGACUCCCAGGGCAGAGUUUAAAAGGUUUGAAUAUUUUUUUCUGGUUAGCGUUUUUUUAGCGACUCGGUUUUCUACGGGAUGGGAACGCUAACCCCAUGCCCAACCCUCCUCCUUUAUCCGGGCUUGGGACCGGCAGUAGCCCCCGGAGGGACUAGUCUAACUUAAUCAUACUGAGUGAGAUAGUUAAGGGCGUCAUUCAUUUCACUAGUCUUGAACGCCUCAUCAGCCUUAUUGGUUAGUAUCUGAUGAAAUAUCAGUACAGAUUUAUCUAAGCUUGAUUGGCUUGGGCCACUUGUACUGUAGUCAGUAUAUCCGUCUGUUAUCAAAGGCACGAGUACGCUGAGUUAUUUGCUUCAUAGUUAACAAACGGUUUUUAAAAGAACAUUCUUCAGUUGCUAGUGUUUAGUCAUAGGUGUCUUCUGACCACUAAUGGAGCACGUUUGAACUACCGAGUAAGCAAUGCUGGUGUUAAACACAGUAUUAGGCUAAUAUAACAAGUCGGUAAGACUGUUUAUCUUUAUCAACUGAGAUGGGUGAAAUACUUGUCUGUCUAACCACCGCCUACUUUGACGUCUAAUGUUGGUUGGUGUAAGAGCAAGUUGAGAGAGAGGCAGCCAAACCAAGAUGUGAUUUCAACCCAUUAAGUCAUGUACUGUUGCACUGUGCCCUGUUGGGGACCACACGAUUAUUGUGACUAAUGAUCAGGGGCAUUGCAUGGAGCUUCAGAAUCAGGAUUUAUAUGCUCUAAGUACAUAAAUAGAAUACUAAUGUUUAAUUAAUCCGAUACUUUAAACAUUCUGACGUUCGCUCAGUUUUAGACCUUGUAUCCUAUCGGGGUUUCCACUUAGCAGAAUCCUUUACUUUGAAUCGGUCAGAGACUGUAAAAAGAGAAGAUUAAUCUCAUAAAAGUCAAAUCCAGUAAAAUCGGUAUGCAAUAAAUGAGUGUGCAUAACCUGUUGAAGUUACCCCCACAGUUCUUCGCAUGACUCAUUAAAUUUGGGAAGAAUACCUUAGGUAAGACAAUAUGCAUUUUCAAGUCUGUGAUUACACACUCAAUGGAGGAUGUAGACCCAAUACUACCUUCCCUAGGUUUGAAAUCUCAACCCCACAAUUUUUCUGCUUCUCAUCUCCAAUUAAGUCUCAUAUGAUUAUGGUAUCUAAUGCCUCAGAAGCUACAAUAAACAAACACAUCUGUUUUGUAAUUAUCACAAGGAGUUAAUAUUCUUCCGAAAUCGUCUGCUACUAUUUUUUUUACUUCUGUACUCAAUUUAAUGCCUCAACACUAUUCCCUGACCUACUUUCCUAACAACAUUCAUGGUUAUACAUCUAUAAGUCCUCCCAUUUUUCAUUGUUUUAAGUCUGUCAUAUUUUAAUUGGUAAGAGCUACAAUGAUAGUUGACAAAACAUUGAAGCUGUGCGCAAGUAGGUUGUUUCUUCAUUUCUCUUAGUCUAAGACAUUAUUAAUGCUCAUCUUUUUCAGUGAUGUUCUCACUGGUCAUGCAACUGUUUUUGGACAUGGUAACAAGAAUUUUUUUCUUCCUUCUUAACGAACCUCACUACGUUCCUUUCGACUUCCUUAUUUCUAGAGGAAAUUAGAGUAGACUGUUCUUAAAAACUACAUUUUGUCUCGUUAUAAUCACUCAAGUGCUUAACAUCCAUGUCCAAUAAACAAUGUAGUUUCGCUCUUCAACAGUAGUAAUACAAAUUAUCUGAUUAUAAGUAUAUUUUCCUGGUAACCACUAUUUUGUCUUAAGCAUUUUAAGGUCAUUGCCGUUCCUAUUAUGUUCAGUAAUUAUACUUCAUUUUAGAGCUUUUCCCCUUAGUAAAUGUAAUUUUACGUGGUAGAAUGCUGUGUUUGAUUUUAUUCUUUUGAGCGUAAUAUUCCUCUCACAUUCGUUUCCAGUCCAUCUUUUUUGAAUCUUGUUUUCAGUAUAAACUGAGCUCCUCACAAAGAGAUCGCGUAAAGAAGUUCAGUGCUAUUACUCGAAGUUCUGAUAAGGUUGCUAUUGACUGCCUUCAGAUGAGCAAUUGGAGGUUAGAACAGGCCGUAGAUUACUUCUACAGACAGAAUCCAACUCCUCAAGGACCCACUAUUAAUGAGGCGAAAAUUGACCAUCUGUUCCAGCGUUAUCGUGAUCCUCAGUGUCCUGAUCGCAUACUAGCUACAGGGAUGGAGCUAUUUCUUGUCACAGAUCUCCAUAUUGACCCAGAAAGUUUAAUCACUUUAAUCCUAGCUUGGAAGUUUUCAGCAAAGACCCAAGGAGAAUUUACUCGCGAGGAGUUUUUUCGUGGGUUCAGAGAGUUGGGGUGUGACUCAAUCAGUUCCUUGCGUAAUAAACUUCCUAGUCUAUUAAGUGAUAUAGAAGACAAACAAAAUUUUCGUUCUUUAUACUUAUUCACAUUUGGUUUCGCUAAUUUGGAUAAACAUGAAAGUAAAUCAUUAGGUAGGUAGAUUCUUGUCUUCUAUUCAUUUAAGUAACUUUUUAUGGUAGUUAUUGUUAAUAUUGAGUAUUCGUUUCAAAAUUUAUUCAUAGCGUCUCCCAUUAUAUUAAAGAUUUGAGCACUAAAAGUGAUUUACCAAAAGGCACAAAUUACCGGCUACCAUCAGAUUGUAUUUCAAAAUGUUUCUCUACUUUUCUGUAAACUAGUUCUUUUGGUUCAAGAAUUGACCCUCCGAAAAAUCAUCUUCAGUUUAGCACCCAAAUGCCCUAGUACGGUCGAGAGUAGGAAGAGUCAGCUCUCCUUUUCGAAAUGCUGUCACAUGAUCACGCGUGUACAGCCACUGCCUACGCCUGAACAUCGAUUACCACGACGCGCAGUGCUGACUAGUGUUGGGAAUGGUUGGAAGAAAGUUAGGGACGGUCAAACCGAAACGUGCCAUCAGUGCUUGAAGUCACUAACUUCUAGUCUUAGCCAUGUUGGUAGAUGCAAACUACUUGGUUGGGGUCCGCAUGACUGUCGUAACCAAUGGUUGGAGACUCUGGGUAACAUGGCUCAGAAUCGAUUACAAUGGCGUAGGUGUAUAUACAUUUUGUCUUCCCUUAAACUAUGAGAUUUAAAUUAUUUCAUAUCUUUCUACGAAAUAAUUCUUUCUUUCUGCACUAUAUCCUCACAUAAAAUCCUUCCUUUAUAGAUUACACAAUUGAGUUAACUGCUUCUAUGAAUCCGGUGCUCGUCUUGCUGUACUAUAGAGGUGUGGCAACUUGGACCGAUGCAUGUAUAUGCCUGGUUCUACGUUGUAACUGACUGACUGAGCCACUACCAGGAAGUCCUACUCACUGCCUUCUCGCGGCGGGGGUGCUUACAAAAUUGAGAGGACGAAAAGCGAAUGUCCGGCGCUUUAACCGAGUUGGUGGACACGGAAGAUCCACCUAGGGGAGUUGAAAAACCCUCAUUACAAACUAAUGGUGCACAUAAGCUCCAGGGUCCUGAGGAAACAAGGCAUGUGAACCAAUCGUUGGCCACCGGGUACCAUGGGACUGCAUUUCCUGAAGUUGCCCCACUGCCUUGUGGAUUAGACUUCUAGGUCGAAGGGUCAGAGAGUGGCCCCCUAAGAGAACCACCUGCUUCCGAGUAUCCUAGUCCUCACAUAAAUCAUUUGAUUUAUGUGGUGUAUAUCUAUUUGGUGCCUCCUUGUACCAAUGUUUGUGUUUAAAUACAUAAAUAAAAAUUAGGUUCACAUAUUGUAUCACAUUUCUUAUCCGGUUGAUGAUAAUCAUUGAAGAUAAUGAAUUUUUCAUCCUAUGCUCCUAACCUCAUAGAUCAGAAAACUAACAUUUCAUUAUAAGUUAAGGUAUUUUGUGUCACUUUAAUCUUCUACUUCGCUUCUUAAGAAUUUUAUCCUUUAACUCGGCAGCUCGGCUCUGAAGGUUCUGUCAAAUUUCGACUAUUGUAAAUCAAUAAAUGAUCAAAUUCCGAAACCACAUGUGCCGCUUAAACUCUUUCUUCAACGUUCAUACAUUGAUGUACAUCGAAUAACAAGCAGGUUUGGCUAUGACUCUGUAUAGGUCUCAAUACCAAGUUUGGACUUGAUAGUUCCAAAGAAAUUGACCAUUGGGUAGAAAGUCAAUGAUAAACAUAUUUUUGUGAUAUCCCAAUGAGUAGAAAUUUGUAUUUCUGACGUUUCGUGACUUUACGUUAGUCACUUCUUCAAAGUAAAUAUUGUUUAUUUAUUUACUCGGGAAAAGUGACUUACAUUAAGUUAGAAAUACGUUCCAGUCAUCGGAAUAUUACAAAAACAUAUUUACUAUGUCUUAUUCAGUGUUCACUAUCACAAUAACCUAUACUCAAAAUUCUAAUCAUGGACUACAAAUUCAUUUUUCAUCUGUAGAUAGGAAGAUUAUAUUGCAUAUAUGUGCUCAUCCGGUAAUCCUUGGGCAUUGGUAUCCAGUCCCACUGACCUCAUUGUUGCAUGGAGCCUCAGAACGGAGGUAACAUUUGAUCCUCGCUAAAAGUCGUCUAUAUGUCCUUAUGAUAAACUGUUCGAUCUGUGUGAAAAUUUGCGUAUGUGAUGUAGAUUUCUCCUUUGGCCAAUAUUUCCUGCUAAUAUUUUUAUUUCUAUGUUAUAUUGUGAGCUACUCGUUAUUUUUCUUUACUAAUAUCUUAAAUUACAGUCCAUCUGUAAUUUAUCCUAGGUAUUUCAGCUUUUCAUGCUACUUAAAAUUUCACUCUUCCUUUCCAAACUACAUUCUUUGAACUUUUCACUGUCUUUGAUAUCACUCUUAUCCACAUUUCUCUGAUUUUCGUCCUAUUGAUUUAAACCUCACUGUGUUAGGCCAACGCAUAUAUGCACUAGGACAGUCGUUGUGUAUGACUAACUUAAAGAUUACUAACCAACCGUAAAACAGUUAAACUUACAUCCGAAUUUGUCCCAUAGUAGUUGGAAUAUCUAAUGCUUAAAUCAGCAGUUUGUGAAAUGAUGGUUAAGGUAAUCAACUUUAAACCACAAAGUUUUAAAUUAGAACCACGUUUCACCUACUAUUUUUGAACAACUAAUUAGCAUCACAUUUAGUAUGGCUCAAUGCCAAGUAUAUAAGCCUCUACCUAGUGAAUGGGUUAAUCUAAAUCAGUAAGCUACCAUUAUUUCCUUUUUUUAAUUAAACUUCUUUACCAGUAUUACUUCAUUGUGCGUGUAUUUGUUCAUAGUUCUUCAGUACGCUAUUCCCUACUGGGAAAUUCUUCUACGUGGUCGAUUUUGUCAUUUAUCCCUAUGGUUUAAAUUCCUUCAAGUAAGUCAUUUCAUAGACCAAUACAUUAAUUGAACAGUUGUUAGAUGUAUUUAAUUGACGGUAAAUUAAAGCGAAUUCUUUAAAUUUUCACAUUUUUUUAUCUACACUAUUAGUGAAUUGAAAUAUAAGUGGGACGUAAUGCAACUUGCUUAAUUCCCACUUUCCUAAUGUCUAAUUUGAGUAGUUGCUCAUAGUAUUUCCUAAAAGAAUUCAGUUCACCGACCACAAAAGAUACACUUUUUAUGUGAUGGCUAAUAUGAACACUAGAUUCUCAAAUCAAAGUAAUGAGUUUCAGCACGAAAUUAAAAAGUUGAUAACUGAGUUACUCAAUCAUUUAUCGACAACUGGAAGAGUUUCCAAUAUAAUAUUGGCUCUAUAAACUAAAUCCACAUUGUUUAUUAAAACAUAUUACCAGUACCUCGGCCUAUAUUGUAAGCAGGUCUUGCAGAUAUAUUUCUUUUGUCUAACUACUUACUGAUGCAUUUUAAAUGGUUUCGACUAACAAACUUUUUUUCUAGUUUAUAAUUUGUGUUACUGUUGAGUAUUGUAUACAUUCUCACCACUGAACAGCCAAUUAUAUUGACUUAUCGGUUUUUUUGUCUUGAUAUUUCUAGGAACAUCAUAAACGUCCAAUUUCUAAGGACACAUGGGACCUUCUUCUAGACUUUGUUGAAACAAUUUAUCCUGACAUGUCUAAUUACGAUGAAGAAGGUGCUUGGCCAGUACUGAUUGAUGAAUUCGUCGAAUGGGCAAAGCCUCAAGUUCAGAUGGAUAUUCCACUAACAAACCACCCAUGAUCUUAUCAUAUAAUUUCGGGAUGAUACUUAUUCUUUUUGAAAUAUGCAGCUAUGUUAACCUCACAUUAUUUUCAGUUAGAACAUUUGUAAAGCUCGUCUUAUCUUUCUUCUACAACUAUCUUUCUCUUCAGGUUUUCUCCCUAUCUUUGCAAAUUAUUUAGUUACGAAUAAACUCUCACUUUCAAUGUGUAGUCUGUUUGUGUAUUCAGUCAUGGUUCUCUCGAAAAUUUUAUUGGCAAUUAGCACCGGUGAAUUGAGGUAAAUUCACAUCGAAAUAUAUGUGAGACCAGUCUCAGUCCAAUUAACCGUAUGCUACAUCACUUUACUUCAUAUUUCGUACAUUAUUCAGAAUUUCGAGUCAAUAUUUUGUUGUCUUUCUUUUAAAGGUGUUCAGUUAUUGGCUAAAAGAUCAGUAUAUUAAACAACAUACACUUAAGAAUAUUAUUCUUUGUCGUUUGCGUUGUUAAACUUCCAGAAAGAUUAGUACUUCACAUAUGUACCUAGUAUACUUAGCACUUCGUUUUUCUACAAUGCUGUAGGUUAUUCUAUCAAACUACAGUGUUAGUGCCAACUAAUAUUUCAAUCUGUUGAUGUACGCCUCAUCCCUACAUCACCUCCUAUCCAGGUUAUUUUUCCACUGCACAUGUCCCCAAAAUUUCUUGUCUUGGCAUCUAACAUGUAAACUGUAUAAAUUUUGUUCAAAUAUAUAUUAUAUUCUUAUAAACAAUUUUUAUAUCGCCUUCACUGUUCUAUUUACCACCACAUUCCUAUUUGGUCGAACAGCCGGAUUUCUCAGUUUGCUUACUUAAUCAUAGUGAACAGGUAAAACCUCGACUUAGCGAACAUCGUUGAAUGCAUAAAGACUGAAAUGGGUAUUAUAUGGCAACACUAGUCAAUAAAACAUAAACAUCUAUUUUUGAACUAUAGAUAUAGGAUGAUGGUAAUUGAGAAAUGUGCUCUCGGGUUUGAUCUAUACAAACGACUGUUUGUUUCAGCUACCGUCUGCAACAAUCUUGUUCUAGUACUUCCUUACUUACGCCUGUUACCCCUAAUGGAACAUAGGCUACCGACCAGGAUUCUCUAACUAACUCUCUUCCCGACUGCUAUUCAUUCUUUUGCUGUCUGCCUUCUAUGCUUUGGUCUUCCUUUUUUCCCUUCGCUUUGAGGAUUCCAGGUUAGUGCUUGCCUUGUGUUGCAGUUUGAUUUCCGUAAUGUAUGUCCUAUUCACCUCCAGCGUCGUCCUAAUUUCCUCUUCAACUGUAAUCCUGUUUGUUCUCUGUCACAGCAGGUUGUUGCUGAUGGUGUCUGACCAACGAACCUGCAUUGUUUUGUGUAGGCAGUUUAUAAAUGCUUUUGCUUUCUUGAUGAUGAUUGUAGUUCUCCAAGUUUCAGCUCCGUACAAUAGAACUGUGUAGAAAUUCGUAUUGAAGACUCUAAGACUGAUUUUGGCUGACAGCUGUUUUGAGUUCCAGAUAUUCUUUAGUUGUAAGAAUUCUGUCCUUGUGCCGGUCCGUGCAUUCACAUCUGCAUCAGAUCCAUUUUGUUUAUCAACGAUAUUGUCUAGGUACUUAGGACUUUCCACCUCAUUCAGAGCUUCUUCACCAAAUGUGAUUGGGUUGGUGUUCUCCAUGUUGUAUUUGAGGAUCUUGCUUUUUCUUUUGUGUAUGUUGAAGGCUACUGCUGCUACACUGGAUGUCACCGCCUGGAUUUAUUGGUGUGUAUGGGAUAGAAGAGCUAGGUAAUCUGAGAAGUCCAAACCGUUCAGUUGUAUGCAAGCCAUCAAAUGUAUUCCAUGCUUCCCCUGAGAUGUAUAGGUCUUCACAAUUCAGUCAACCACCAGAAGAAAGAGGAAGAGUAAACAGCCUUGUCCGACACCGGUCCUCACUUAGGAUGCAGCUAUCCUUUAUGCAUGACUUUGCAUUGUAGUCCGUCGAAUGAGUUUCGUCGGAUGUUGACGAUCUCAAGUACACCAUAGUGUCGAAGUCGCCAUGAAGUCCUGUCCACGCUGUCGAAUGCUUUCUCAUAGUCAAGGAGGUUGAUGUAUAGUGAGUAGUUCCACUCAAUUGAUUGUUCAACAGUGAUUCGUAGUGUGAAGAUUUGAUCUGUGCACGGCCUGUUGAUCUCGAAGUUAGACGUCUACUCCGUCUUUCAUCCGGUCUAGCAACACUCUGUUGAAAACUUCUGGUACUGACAGUAGUGUGAUACCUCUGUAAUUCUCACAUUUGUUCAGAUAUCCUUUAUUUGGUAUCUUGAUGAGGUAUCCUUCUUUCCAGUCUGUCGGCGAUUAACCUCCCUCGCAAAGCCUUCUGAAGAGAGUGUGGAGUGUCUUUGCAGUUAUCUCUACGUCCGACUUAAAUGCUUCAGCUGGUAUGUUGUCUGAUCCCACUGCUUCUCCACCCUUGAUUUUUCUGAUGGCCAUCCUGAUUUCUUACAUCGUUGGUGGAGUGACACCCAUAAGAAUGUCUAAGUGUGUUGCUUCGGUUUGUAGUGGGUUCAGUAGGGCUGGUCUGUCCGACAGUUUCUUCAACGUUUUCUACCUACCUGUUCCUCUGUUCUUGAAUUUCAGUGACUGUCUUGCCAUCUCUGUCCUUGAUCGGUCUCUCUGGUCUACCAUAUUUCCCUGCUAGCUUCUUCAUUGUUUCAAAUUUCCUUCUCUUGCAGCUUUUCUCGCUGUCGUUGCUAGGUCUUCCAUAUAUUUUUUUCUUGUCAGUUAUAAUGCUCCUCUUCACUUGCUCGUUUGCUUCUGUGUAUCCAGCUUGUGCAUUGACAUUCUCUGUUCUUGUUCGACUGUUAAUUGCUGUUUUCUUGUUCUUCCUUUCCUGAAUCUUGUCCAGGGUUUCCAUAGAGAUCCAUUCAUCAUCAUGAUGCUUCUUGCGACCCAGAACCUCUUGACACGUUGAAGUUAGUACUUCUUUGAUCCCUUCCCAGUUGUUCUCCAUAGCAACGUCUUUCAGUAAAUCUUGUAAGGCUUGGGACCUGUUGUUGAGAGCUAUCUUGAAUUCGUUUAGUUUGUCAGUAUCUCGAAAGAAAGCUAUACUAAAGCUUUUUAAUGCUGUUUCUCCAGUUGUCCAGUGCUCUUUAGCUUCAGUUUCAUCUUGGUCACUACCAACUGGUGGUCUGACUAUAUCAGCUCCUCUCUUUGUUCUCACAUCCUUUCUUAUAGUAGCUGCAUAAGUGCCAGUGGGGGUGUGAGUGAUGAGAUCAAUGCACGUAUAGUGAAAACCAGAGCGGCUUAUGCCAAUCUGGGCCACCUUUGGCGCCUUCGUGAUGUUAGUCUGGCUGUAAAAGGUCGGAUCUACAACGCGUCGGUGAGAGCAGUUCUGCUCUAUGCUUGUGAAACCUGGCCUCUCCGAGUUGAGGACGUUAGACGACUCUCUGUGUUCGAUCAUCGCUGUCUCCGAAGGAUUGCUGACAUCCAGUGGCAACACCAUGUCAGUAAUGCAGAGGUUCGGCAUCGUGUGUUCAGGCACAGAGAUGAUAAUUCAAUUGGUGUCACCAUCUUGAAACACCGUCUUCGGUGGCUUGGACAUGUUCUACGAAUGUCGCCGAGAGAAUUCCACGUCGUACAUUAUUUGCCGACUCUGGGACUGGUUGGAAAACGCGGAGAGGUGGUCAUUGUAUGACAUGGUGUCGUAGUAUGAAAGAAAGCUGCAAAGGACUGGCUUCUGUUGGUCCUUCACGACUCCCUGGUUGGGGUCCGAGAGGUGGUGCUACACAGUGGCUAGAGACGUUAUCAGAUAUGGCUCAGAAUAGAAGCCAGUGGCGAUUCUGCUGUAACCUUUUACUUUCUUCAUAAAAAGUGGUUGUGUCUUCCUUAACUGAAAGAUUUCUUCUGAUUGUACCUUUCCGUUCCCUCAUUAUUAUUAUUACUACACUACCUUACACCAACCUCUUCGUUAUUGUUCUCUUUUUUUACGCUCCUUACCUUUUUUUCUUUUCGAAUUCUCAUUGUUUUGUGUGGCGCAUAUAUAUUGGCGCUCUCUUGUACCAAUAUUUAUGUGUUCAAAUAAAUAAAUAUAGCGUCCCAUGAUACCUUUAUGUCUGGUCUUGUCUUUUCCGACUUUGGCGUUUAGGUCUCCCAUUAGGAUGGUCAGUUCCUUUCCUGGGUUUUCUCUGACUGACUGCAGCUUCAUAAAACCGAUCUUUAUCGUUUUGUUUGCUAUCAUUGGUGGUCGCAUAUCACUGGACAACAUUCGUCGUAAUCCCCUGUUUUGAAAGAUGCUUUGAUGAUCCCGGAUCUAUGAGAUUCACAGUUGACUGAUCACUGGAUGGUGAUCAAUGUCAUGUGUGUCAGGUCCUUCUUAGUGCAGAUUGAAUCCUAUCGAUGUGUCCAUCAGUCUAGGUGAAUAGGCAUUGCAUGCAUUAUGCGAAGAGACGUUACCACUGUGCAUUAAGAAGAGCUUGACACACAUGACAUUGAUCACCACCUAGUGAUCAAUCAAUUGUGAAUAUAUCUCAAUCCUACAGGGGGUCAGUCGUGGCCCGGACAGUCCAGUAGUAAAGUCUCUGCCUGUGAAGCCGGAUGACACGGCAUCGAACCCGUCAGGGAGCAUCAGUCCCCUCAAUAUUACAGGUACAUCUUGCUGACGGGCGCCAAAUAUCACGAAACUUGGGCCCAGGGUUUUUUGUUGACUGCCUCCAACCACCAUCUUAUCUACGAGAUUCGUGUUUCUUUAGGAAGCAUUAAUGCGAUUUCUUGUGUGUGAAGCACUUUCUUAUUUAUGGCCAGAGUACAAUGGCACCUCUCCCGAAGCUAAUCCUUUCUGUCCAGCUUAGGUCCGAUGGGUUUCGCUUAUUUUGCGCACCGCCUAUUUGUAUCUCAUUUCCGUAGCUAUUAGACUGGUCUCCCAUAUUGUCCAGACAUUCGAUGUGCCUACAUUAAUUGUUGCUCUGAUUGUUAGAAGGGUCAUCGGCCUCGUGAUUUUCAAAGAAUCUCGGCUUUCACCAUAAGGUAUCAGAAUUCUAAAUAAAGAUCCUUCGACUCCCGGGGCGGACUUUAAAUGGUGUUAAUGAUUUUCUCCUCCUCUAUCCCGGCUUGAGACCGGCAGUAACCCUACAAGGACUACGUGCGGAGUUUGUCCCAAUACUGUUUAAUUGUAUUUAUUGACCCGAAAGUAUCAUAGUCAAAAUAUCAGUUAUAUGCUUUUGAACUUUAUUUUAAAAGCUGCAAUGUUUAUGAAUAAAGAAGUAUCUUCUUACGAUGUUAGUUU